Messenger RNA from Thyridium curvatum, 3000 nucleotides. RefSeq lists its product as uncharacterized. NCBI's taxonomy places the organism in Eukaryota, Fungi, Ascomycota, Sordariomycetes, Thyridiales, Thyridiaceae. The record is from RefSeq and is a predicted model, not a curated record. Gene Ontology annotation, molecular function: sequence-specific DNA binding; zinc ion binding; DNA-binding transcription factor activity, RNA polymerase II-specific. The transcript has 3 exons. Gene Ontology annotation, biological process: DNA-templated transcription; positive regulation of transcription by RNA polymerase II. The coding region runs from base 1 to 3000 and encodes 999 amino acids.
AUGGCCGACGAAAGCUCACGACCUCUUGCGGAUGCUGGUAGUGCUACCGCCGCUGCCACGGUGGAGUCUGCGGCUUCGGACCCGCAAGAAAUGGUCAGGUCCAUGGGCCUGGUCCUACUGGAGAGCAGCAACCAGCCUCGGUUCAUGGGCACGAGCAGCGGCGUCACCUUUGCCAAGAUGGUGCUCGCCGCCAUCAAGGACGACGUCCUCAGCGUCAAUGACGACACCCAAGGGCGGCCGAGGCGGCACUCCAAGACGCCGAUUCCCUCCAUGGCACACAUUGCAUCCUCACUCCCUCCACGCCAUGCAGCAGAACACAUCGUCGAUGCCUACUUCACCUAUCGGACGCCGCACGUGCCCGUGCUUGACCGCUCUCGGGUCCAGGAGGCGAUGCAUCGCGUAUACCAAAGUGCAGAUCCCUUGGGCAACACUCCGUCCGGCGUAUCAGAGCGGGACCUGUUCAUUGUGAACCUAGUCUUUGCGGUUGGGCUCCACGGCAUGCCUGUCGCUGGCGGCGGCAGGCCGUCUCAGAGCGAGGCCUGCUUUCACUCUGCGCUGCAAUGCGUCGAGUCACUAUUGGCGUACUCGCCCAGCAACAUUGAAACUCUGACUGUCGUGUUGCUGUUGGCCCAGUACAUCGCACUGAACCCUGGACAAGGCAGCCUUUGGCAGUUGAGCGGAAUUGCCCUCCGUCUGGCCAUCGACCUGGGACUGCAUUGGGAGACAAGCCACAUCCUGGCCAUGCCGCAAAAUCUGUUGAACCAGAGACGAGUACUAUACUGGGCGACUUACCGUUUAGAUCGUUUUCUGACCAUUACGCUUGGAAGGCCAUUCGGCAUUGCCGAACUCAGUAUGAACCCCGGGCUCCCGGAUCCGUACAUUUCGGCGGCGGCGGAUACGGCGGCUAUGGAGCCGACAAGUGCAGAGGUAUAUCAUCAGCGCUGUGCGAACCACAUUGUGAAACUCUACAAGCUCGAGUCGGAGAUCAAGCAUGUCCUGUAUCACCAACUGCAGGGCUCGUCUCUAGCGUAUCCGCGCGCGAACUACGCUCUGUGGGUUCGGGAUAUUCAAACCCGCUUGCGCGAGUGGCAGGACGAUAUCCCAACGAGCAAAGAGGACGGCCAAGAGAGCAUCUACAGUGUCAAGAGCUGGUGGGCAGCGCACCACUGCAUCGCACUGCUGCUCCUGCACCGGCCGAACCCGAGGGUGCCGCUGCCGACGACCGUGUCCCUGCAGACCUGCUUCGACGUCGCCCGCCGCUCCAUCCAGGCGAUCAAGACGCUGCAGAGGGAAGGCAGGAUCGGGGUCGUCUGGGCCUGGGUGCACCACCUGUUCCUCUCGGGCCUGACCAUGAUCUACUGCAUCUGGGAAUCGGCCGAAGUGCGCGCGGCGGCGCCCAUCGUCGAGGUCAUGGCCGCCAGCCAGGACUGCGCGAGCACCCUGACGGCCCUGGCAGAGCACUUUGCGGACGCGAGCGGGUGCAGGGACGCGUUUGAGAGGCUGUCGUCGACCACACUGAAGUGGCUGCUGAGCCGAGACGGAAACGCCGGGGCCGAGGCGCAGCCGCUGCCGUCGCCGCCGACGCUGAACAGUGACAUGGACGCGCUGAGAGAGCUUGUGCCCUUCUCGUCAUCGGGAUGGCAGCCCGAGGGGUGGACGAGUCUUUUUGCGGACGAGCCGUACGAGUUUGCGCAGUUCUUGAGCACGGCGGCGCAGUGGGAGGGCGACAUAUUUGGGUCCUUUAGCUUUUGUCAAGCCCACGAAGCAUUCAACCCAGAGCCGACGCGGACACACGCGUGUACACGCGCAAACCCUCGCCCGGGAGAGCAUUUGCAGCAACAAGACCGCCAAUCGAUCACAGCUCUCGCCGCACUUGCCAUGGCCAACCAGCCUCCUCCCCCAAACCAGGAAUGGUUCAAUGGUCCUGCCAGGGCUUUCAUGCAGACCAUGCCCCAGCAACCCGGGCCCCCAGGACCCCCAGCGCCGCAACUCGGACCCCCGGGGCCGCAUCCCAAUGGCCACCUCCACCAUCCUGGCCACCCUCCUCCUCCUCUUGCGCCUCUUCCGCCUCCAAUCCAGAUUCUCGGCCAGGCAGCGCCCCCAGAGAUGUACGGCCUCGUCCAUCACGAGUCAGUCGGCCCCGAGGCGCGCCGCCUGUGGGACAUGUUCCUGGCUGGCCGCUACGACUCCAUCGAUGAGUACCUGCUCGCCCUCAACCGCUACGGCCGUGCCGCCGGCUACGCCUUUGUCAAGCGCCGGUCGACACGGUACCGCGACGGCCAGGCCACCAGGUACGUCCUCGCAUGCGACAAGGCCAACAAGCGGCCUUCGCAGGCCACGAUCCGCAACCGCACCACCGACAAGACCAACUGCCCCUUCACCGUCCAGGCCGUCUAUCUGGGCCACAAGUGGAGGGUUGAGGAGAUCCCGGGCGCAACGCACAACCACCCUCCCGCGGAGGAUCCGUACAAGCUUCGAUUCCACAAGAGGCGCACCCGCCUGCAGAAAAACGGAGUCAUCGAGGCGUCCCCGGAGCCGGAGGUCCAAGAGAUCCCUCCGCCGCCACAACCCCCGGUCGAGGGCAUCAGGAUCGUGCUAGAGAUACGUCCGACACCCGAUCGAUACCUCCAGGUCGACGCGUUCAUGGACGAGAUACCGUCGAAGCAGGCGCAGAUCAUCGGGAAGUCCAUCAGGCUCCCGAUACCGGCCGACGAGAUGGGCAACAUCGACAUAUCCAUCCUCCGGCGAAGCAGGCUCAUCAACACGCCCAUGGAGCACCUACAGCCUGCCCCGAUACAGCAAGCGCAGCCCCUCCAGCAGCCUUCUCACCAGGCGCCAGAGGCACAGGCGACGCCACAACAAGCUCCGCAGCCUCCACAGCCUGCGCAGCCUCCACAACCGGCACAGGCUUCGGAGCCCAUCGAGAUCGAGGAGUCGUCUGAUUCCGAUGAGGAGGGGGAGGAGGGGGAGGAGGAGGAAGAAGAGGCGUCCCCAAGCUGA